AGUUAUUAUAUUAUCGUUAUUAUGUAGUUUUGAUAUUUUAAUUUUAUAAAACAUAUCAAAACAGUUUUUUAAUAAUACAUUAAUAUCUUAAUUGUUCGUAAAACCUUUACAAGGUUUGCAAUUGAAAUAAAGUAUGGAAGAACAAAUAUUGGAAGAACGUCUGAGGAAAGCAGCCUGUAUUGGGGAUACAGAUGUAGUUCAGGAACUUGUCAAUUUAGGCGUUGAUGUUAACACGCGUCACAGUGUUAACGGAUGGACACCAUUACAUUGGGCUUGUAAAAGAGGCUUUUUGGAUGUCGUUGCUUUACUUUUAAAGCAUGGUGCAGAUAAAAAUAUAAGGUCAGAAUGUGGAGAGACAGCAGUAUCUUUAUGCUCCAAUCAACAAAUUUUACAAUUAUUAAAUUCUGAUAUUCAACGUAAUACAAAUGGACCAAUGAUACAUCAAUUUAUGCCUAAAUAUAUAAAAAAUGUAACUACCAAUGUAGAUCCUGUACAGCAUUUAGGGAUGAAUCAUACUCGAUAUGAAUUAAAAAAUAAUAACCAUUUGCAAGAUGAAUUGGUAGUAAAAUUACGUAUUGCAAAUGCACCCGAUCCUGACUUUGUGGAGGUUGAACUACCUAUGAAUGAUCUAACAUAUCAGACAUUAAUACAGAUAUGUUGUGAAGAAUUUGGAUUAUGUUCACAUCAAAUUUUGAAGUUACGAAAAUUACCAAAUACGAAACUGAGGAAAGAUAAAGAUAUAAAACGACUUCAACAUUUUCAAGAAAUUGAAAUAAUAACAGAUCCAGCAAAUGUAUAUAAACAUGUGCAAUAUUCUAACAGCGUUCCUAAUAACAUCGCAUCUACACCAGCUAAUGGAUAUCAAAGUAUUUCAAAUAAAGACCAAACUAUUUUAUAUUAA
Vespula pensylvanica (western yellowjacket) is the source of this 901-nucleotide messenger RNA. RefSeq names its product ankyrin repeat domain-containing protein 40-like. Gene Ontology annotation, molecular function: protein binding. Lineage: Eukaryota; Metazoa; Arthropoda; Insecta; Hymenoptera; Vespidae. The transcript is spliced from 4 exons. Bases 134 to 901 code for a protein of 255 amino acids. The record is from RefSeq and is a predicted model, not a curated record.